Messenger RNA from Caenorhabditis elegans, 2181 nucleotides. RefSeq names its product WD_REPEATS_REGION domain-containing protein (gene K05C4.5). The coding region runs from base 1 to 2061 and encodes 686 amino acids. The transcript has 6 exons. NCBI's taxonomy places the organism in Eukaryota, Metazoa, Nematoda, Chromadorea, Rhabditida, Rhabditidae. Gene Ontology annotation, biological process: maturation of SSU-rRNA from tricistronic rRNA transcript (SSU-rRNA, 5.8S rRNA, LSU-rRNA). Gene Ontology annotation, cellular component: 90S preribosome. The record is from RefSeq and is marked reviewed.
AUGAGUAUCUGCCUUGAAAAGCAGAAAAUCCGAUGCGGAAUGAUAAGCCGGACGGCUCGACACAUUGCCAUCGAUGAGAAUAGUGGAAAAAUGGCAAUUGUGAGGAAAUCUAGAUCCUCGGAAACCCACGACUACAUCGAAUUCUACAACAUCCUUAGCAGCUGGCUUGCAAUUCCAGAACUCACCGUAUGCCCAGAAAAUGGCUCAAUUGAGCACCUUCUAUUCGUUGAUAAUGGAGAACUGAUGUCUUCACAUGCAAAUGGUUCAGUGUGUUUCAUCGAUCCACACAAUAUUGAAAGAAUCAAGAGAAUUCAAAUUUCGGCGUCAACGAUUUGGGCGGCUUGUAAGCAUACGGAGAACACAAUUGCAAUGAUUUCGCACUCUUCUGUUCUUUAUUUCUUCGAUGUCUCGACGAAGAUGAUAAUUUCAUCGAUAUCUCUGGGAGUUGAAAGUCGACUUUUCGAUGUUUCAAGUAAUGGAACCAUCGUCGCAAUUGGAUCAAUCGAUGGUGUAAUUAUUGCUGGCGACGGAAAAGUUCAACAGACUCUGAAACUGGAUCGUCUCAACCGUCGUGAUCCAACAAUUGCCUGGUCUGUUCUCUUCGUCAAACCUUCACUGUUAGCGUGUGGAGAUUCUCGUGGAACUGUCACUUUUUGGAAUCCAAUUGAUGGAUCUUUGAUUCAAUCGAUUUCCUGUCUUCAAUCACAUAUUCUCGCAAUGGUUUCUACUGAUAAUUCCACGUUGAAUAUCGCUGGCGUUGAUCCAAGAAUCACUGAGCUCCGGGAGACUAGAAAUGGAAAUUACGAGAUUGUAAAUCGGAGAACUGGACCUGCAAGAGAUGUCCGAUCGAUGGCGGUUUAUGAGAAUAUUAUUUUCGCCGCCGGAGAAGAUUUCGACGUCUACACGUGCAAAAGUGGCUGCCAAAAGCUGAUGUUCCAUCAACAAAAGAAUCUCCACGUGGCCAGUGACAUAGUUGUCAGUGCUGGUGAGAACUACUUGGAUGUGAUGUGGAAACAAUCGGGAGAAGAUGAACCAUCAGAAGGAUCAGUGAUACUUCAACAACACUAUGAAAUGAUUCAUUUGGCAAAAAUAUUCACACCAAAAAAGAGAAUUAUCACUUGUUGGGCAGCUUCUCCGUAUGGAAAUUUGAUUGCUAUCGGAACUUGUCAUGACGUCACUAUUUAUAAAAUCUCUCCGAUGGUCAAGAAGAUCAAUCGAAAAGUUGUGAAGACUGCCACGUUGGAUGUGUGUGCCACGUCAUUGAGCAUCACGAAAAAUCUUCGUUUUUACGUGGCAAAAUCCGAUUUUGAAGUGCUGGAAUUCGAUUUGGAGACGGAAAAUGGGAAGGAGUUGAAGAGUAUUAUUAGUCAAGCUGAUUGUGGAAGUGUAUCCCGAAUGGUGUCAUCACCAUGUGGAAAUUAUAUAUGUGUGCUCACAACUCGUUCACAAAUCUUCUCGAUUAACACUGAAACUGGAGAAUCUAGAUUACUGAAAGUGGAUCUACCAAUUGAUAUGACUAUUAAUUCAACAUCAGCAUUUGUUCUAUCAACUAUCACUCCAAAUGAUUCAAAUAAUCAGCAGGACACUAAGAAGAUAUUCCAUGAAGUUAACCUUUCAAAUGGUCUAAUCAAGAGAUCUGCCUGCUCCAAUCAGCUCAGAAUGCUUCCAAGUUCUCCAAAAUCGCUGAUUCCUGGACAACCGAUUUAUCUGAUUGGAAUUGAUUCAAAUAAGAUUAUGACUGCUUCAUAUGAUGGACAUUGGUCUAUUUUGGAUGUGGAAUCCGGUACUGUAGUCUCUGCACAAGAUGGUCCACUAAAAGCGAAUAAGAAACAACGAGAGAAUGAAGAUACUCGACUUCUAGUCAAUGGAAUGAGGUUGAGAGAAGAAGUUGAGCAAAAUGGAGAUGGAAUGAGUCCUUCCAAGAGAACUCGCAGAAAUUCAUUCAAAAAUGAAAUCCCACCAUUCCAGUCAAUGAAUAGCCGUAUCGUACAGCUGGAGGUAACCGGAGACGAGAUUCCAAAGACAGCUGGAUUUAAGAUUAAGAAAUUUGGAAUGCAAUAGAUAUCCAAUUUUUUGUUUUGUUUUUUGUUGUUAUAUUUUUUCGUUCAAUUGUUUUCUCUCUGUUCUCGUUGUCCUUUUGUUAUUCAAUUAUUACUAUGAAAUAAACUUGGUUUUUUCUUC